Messenger RNA from Saccharomyces paradoxus, 1164 nucleotides. It is a transcript of the gene GLY1, whose product is annotated as threonine aldolase GLY1. NCBI's taxonomy places the organism in Eukaryota, Fungi, Ascomycota, Saccharomycetes, Saccharomycetales, Saccharomycetaceae. Gene Ontology annotation, biological process: L-threonine catabolic process; glycine biosynthetic process. The transcript has a single exon. Bases 1 to 1164 code for a protein of 387 amino acids. The record is from RefSeq and is a predicted model, not a curated record. Gene Ontology annotation, cellular component: cytosol. Gene Ontology annotation, molecular function: L-allo-threonine aldolase activity.
AUGACUGAAUUCGAAUUGCCUCCAAAAUACAUCACCGCUGCUAACGACUUGCGGUCAGACACCUUUACGACUCCAACUCCAGAGAUGAUGCAAGCCGCUUUAGAGGCCUCCAUCGGUGACGCUGUCUACGGUGAAGAUGUUGACACCGUCAGGCUCGAACAAACCGUUGCCCGCAUGGCUGCCAAGGAAGCAGGUCUUUUCUGCGUAUCUGGGACUUUGUCCAACCAGAUUGCCAUCAGAACACACUUGACGCAACCUCCAUACUCCAUUCUGUGUGACUACAGGGCCCAUGUUUACACACACGAAGCCGCUGGUCUAGCCAUCUUGUCUCAAGCGAUGGUCGUUCCUGUGAUUCCUUCCAACGGUGACUACUUGACUUUGGAAGAUAUCAAGUCCCACUAUGUCCCAGACGAUGGUGACAUUCACGGUGCCCCUACCAGAUUGAUUUCUUUGGAAAACACUUUACACGGUAUUGUCUACCCAUUGGAAGAAUUGGUCCGUAUUAAAGCUUGGUGUAUGGAAAAUGGUCUCAAGUUGCAUUGUGAUGGUGCCAGAAUCUGGAAUGCCGCUGCACAAUCUGGUGUGCCAUUGAAGCAAUACGGGGAGAUCUUUGACUCCAUCUCCAUCUGUCUAUCCAAGUCUAUGGGUGCUCCUAUCGGGUCUGUCUUGGUUGGGAACCUUAAGUUCAUCAAGAAGGCCACCCAUUUCAGAAAACAACAAGGUGGUGGUAUUAGACAAUCUGGUAUGAUGGCUAGAAUGGCUCUUGUAAACAUCAACAACGACUGGAAGUCCCAACUGCUGUACUCGCACUCCUUGGCCCAUGAGUUGGCUGAAUUUUGCGAAACAAAGGGCAUCCCGCUAGAGUCUCCAGCAGACACCAACUUUGUUUUUAUCAACUUGAAGGCCGCUAGAAUGGACCCAGAUGUCCUUGUUAAGAAAGGUUUGAAGUACAACGUUAAACUGAUGGGUGGUAGAGUCUCGUUCCACUACCAGGUCACCAGAGAUACUUUGGAAAAGGUCAAGUUGGCCAUCUCCGAGGCCUUCGACUACGCAAAGGAACAUCCUUUCGACUGCAACGGACCUACCCAGAUUUACCGUAGUGAAUCCACCGAGGUUGACGUCGAUGGCAACGCUAUCCGCGAAAUAAAAACCUACAAGUACUGA